AGACGUUGGAGAACGAACUUGGGAAAGAGGACAGCGGUGCGUGUCACAAACACGGGUCAUCGAUAACGAUGAGCGCUCGAGCUGCCGGAUGAGCUGUGCUGAUCGGCUCCAUGACAUUUUCAUCCCAGGCGAAGUGCUUGCUGUUACUGUUGACCCACCUUUUCCCUGACCUUGAUAAUUUCAGCUUUCGCAAUUCGAAAUCGUUUGCGAGUGAUGCUGACGCUACUGUCGAGACCAAUGGUGCUGGACCCUCGCGCAUGACGGAUACACUCCUUCACCUUGGUUAUCCCCAGCUACCGGAAUCGCGCUUUUUAAAUCCUUCCUGCAAUUCCUUGUAUCAGCUAUUUAAG
Molecule: messenger RNA, 350 nt
Organism: Suillus paluster
Lineage: Eukaryota; Fungi; Basidiomycota; Agaricomycetes; Boletales; Suillaceae
Exons: 1
Source: RefSeq, a predicted model, not a curated record